This is a messenger RNA of Arctia plantaginis, 1404 nucleotides long. NCBI's taxonomy places the organism in Eukaryota, Metazoa, Arthropoda, Insecta, Lepidoptera, Erebidae. The record is from the annotation of a GenBank genome assembly.
AUGAACGCGUCACGCUUACCACAUGGGUUCAAUGACACCAACCAUGACGUCACAUAUCCUACAUCGUCGGAAUGGUUGGACGGCAGCAACUGUUCAUGGGUUGACGCGGUGUCGUGGGGCUGCAAUACCACCAUUAAUGGCACCAGCUCCAAUGCCACCAGCACCGACGUCACGUCGCUCGUCCUCAUGACUGUCACUUCCGUGGUGCUUGCUCUUAUUAUACUAGCUACUAUUGUAGGAAAUGUGUUCGUGAUCGCCGCCAUCAUUAUCGAGAGGAACUUGCAGAAUGUGGCCAACUAUCUGGUCGCGUCGCUGGCUGUCGCAGACCUCAUGGUCGCCUGUCUUGUUAUGCCUUUAGGUGCUGUUUAUGAGGUUAGUCAAGGCUGGAUCCUGGGGCCGGAGUUAUGCGACAUGUGGACGUCCAGUGAUGUACUCUGCAGUUCAGCGUCGAUCCUACACCUUGUUGCUAUUGCUACUGACAGGUACUGGGCUGUGACAAACGUAGACUACAUCCAUAUAAGAAAUGAAAGGCGUAUCUUCACAAUGAUCGUACUUGUGUGGGGUGCCGCGCUUGUCGUCUCUCUUGCUCCACAGCUCGGCUGGAAGGACCCCGACUACCUAGCCAGAAUAACCCAACAACAAAAGUGUCUAGUCAGCCAAGACCUUGCCUACCAGAUUUUUGCCACAAUGUCCACAUUCUAUGUGCCACUAGCCGUUAUUCUUAUCCUGUACUGGAAAAUUUUCCAGACAGCUAGAAGACGUAUUAGAAGGAGAAGAGAUCCACCUCCUCCACGUCCAACUUCCGCUGAUGGAGCUCCACCUUCAGGAAGACCAGUUCAAUCAGCAAGAGACAGGCGAUUUGUAAAGAAACGAUUCCUGAACCUUAAGAAAUGCAACCAGCGAACGCGCGCUGAGACAUUGGCUGCUGCGCUGUUAUUGACAGAGGGACAAAGUACUUCAACAGUCGAUACAUUGGAUGAAGAGCCAAGGACAACCGCGUUCACAAUCAAUGAAAAAGCACCACCAUCGGUAUCACCAGAAAAGUCUUCCUCAACUGUUACUAAUGGCUCAAAGACCGAACGAGCCAUAGUACCUGCAAUGACGCACCGAGAAAAGAAGGAAUCUUUAGAAGCUAAGAGAGAGAGGAAAGCGGCAAAGACGUUGGCCAUUAUCACUGGAGCGUUUGUGUUCUGCUGGCUUCCAUUUUUUAUAAUGGCGUUGGUGAUGCCUAUUUGCCAAACAUGUGUUAUCAGUGACUACUUAGCCAGCUUUUUCCUAUGGCUGGGCUACUUCAACUCGACCCUAAACCCUGUUAUAUAUACAAUUUUCAGCCCCGACUUUCGCCAAGCGUUCGCACGAAUCCUGUUCGGCACACACCGGCGAGGAAGAAAUAAAAAAUUCUAA